Molecule: messenger RNA, 769 nt
Organism: Adineta steineri
Lineage: Eukaryota; Metazoa; Rotifera; Eurotatoria; Adinetida; Adinetidae
Source: the annotation of a GenBank genome assembly
AUGACAUCUACCCCAAAUUUGAGCGUAUUAUAUCUUGCUUGUCGAAAUAAUGAUAUUGAAACGGUACGAACACUUCUACCAACUAUGACUUUGGCUGAUAUUAACAAAAAAGAAUCGAACGGUAGUACAGCACUUCACGCAGCAAGCUAUCACGGGCACAUAGAGAUAAUAAUUCUACUUCUCAAACGCGGUGCAUCGCGUUCCAUCUGCAAUCAGUGGGGAUGUAUGCCAUAUGAAGAAGCACGAACACAAGCCAUCAAGGACUUAUUCAAACGACAAAUCGGAAAUACUCGCUUUAUUGCUGGAUCCGGUGCGACUGAAUGGAUUUGCUUUAAUGACCAAAACGCUUAUGAUCGCAGUGUUUUCAGCGGAGUGAUGGAAAAAAAUCCCUUGGAUGCUUGGCGUAUUGAUUGGAUAAAAGAAUUUUAUGUUGACAAAGAAAUGUCUGAUAUCGAAGGAAUUGAUGUGAUACGAGAAUUUUAUGAACUAGCACGUACGAAUCCACUCUACUUGAUUAAAGCUUACAGUGCAGAAACUGAUUAUUAUCGAUUACUUAAUUUGCAUCUGGCUAAUACAAAUUCGGCCGCCCAAAAUAGUCCAAUCGAUGAAGAUGUAAGUCGAUGGUAUCGACUACGAGAUCUUGUUCAAAUCUUUGCCUCGCAUGAUGAUCUGAAACCAUAUAUAUUUAAAGGUCGUGUCUUUCGUGGUAUGCAUUUGACACAAGAAGAAUUAGAGGCAUACGAAAUGCCACUGAAAAGAAAAAUAAUCA